CUUUCUUCUCCAUUCGGCAGCCGAGGAAUACAUACGCGUUGAGUGUUGCUGGAAUAAACUCGCACAGUGCGUCCGACAUUAGUAACGCUUGUCGCGACGCCGUGAUUCAACAUUGUGUGUUGAAUCGUCGAUAAGUAACGCAAUGGCUGAUCAAGAGAACAAGGACUUCAGCGAGGAUAUCGGCGAUCAAAGUUUCGAGCAGAAUGGCGAGGCAGAGAACGGCGGCAACGACAAUGGCAACGGUAACGGCAGCGUCGGUGCCGGCGACGGCGACACAGCGGAGAAUGGUCAGGAGUCGCAGGAAGAUAGGUCGGCGAGCGGUAACCAGGACUCUCUGAACGAUAGGAAAUUAUUUGUCGGCGGUCUAAGUUGGGAAACAACCGACAAGGAAUUGAGGGAACAUUUCAGCUCAUAUGGCGAUAUCGAGAGUAUCAAUGUCAAGACAGAUCCCAACACAGGACGAUCGAGAGGAUUCGCCUUCAUCGUCUUCGCUAAGGCUGAAUCUCUCGACAAGAUUAUGGCAGCUGGCGAUCACGUGAUUAAUAACAAGAAAGUUGAUCCUAAAAAGGCAAAAGCUCGACAUGGUAAAAUAUUUGUUGGUGGACUUACGACAGAACUCUCAGACGACGACAUCAAGAAUUUCUUUUCACAAUUUGGAACUAUCGUUGAAGUGGAAAUGCCGUUCGACAAAACUAAGAAUCAGAGGAAAGCAUUCUGUUUCAUCACCUUUGAAUCUGAACAAGUGGUCAAUGAACUGUUGAAAACUUCGAAACAGACGAUAAACGGUAAAGAUGUUGACGUGAAGAAGGCAACACCCAAGCCCGACGGUGUAGGUGGCAUGCGUGGUGGACCGGGCGGUCGUGGCGGUCGUGGCGGCAGAGGCGGCCGAGGUCGCGGAUUCGGUGGUCAAGGUGGAUGGGGACAGGGUGGUUAUGGCGGUGGGUACGGCGGCGGAUACGGUCAAGGUGGAUACGGUGGCGGUUACGAUGGAUACGGCGGCUACGACUAUUAUGGUGGUGGUGGGUACGGAGGCUACGGCGGCUACGACUAUAGUGGAUAUGAUGGAUAUGGCUAUGGCGGUAGUUACGAUGGUGGCUACAGUGGUGGGCGCGGAGGCGCACGUGGUAAAGGAGGUUCGGGAUACGGUGGCAAGCAGAGAGGAAGUGGUCGUCAGAACCAGAGGCAUCAACCCUAUUAAUAGAAAUUCUCACUUGCGAUCGUAACGCGCAAUUCGCGUUGUAACCGCCGGUUUCGCGUUCUAUAAGAAAUUUCAUAUGUCGUUCGAUCAUCAUUCCACUAGAUCACGUGUCUCUUGACAAAAAUUUAAACAACGCAGAUAACUGCCGCAAAGUCAAUCUUCAAGAUUCACUUCAAAAGAUACAGCAAUAGAUUGUCGUUUUGUGUUUAGUUGUGUGUUUUGUGUGUAUCAUGUAUACAUACACGUACACACACACACUCACAUACACUCACACACAUACACAUACGUUUGCUCUUCGAUCGGAUUCAUAUGCAAGCGCGUACCGCUUAUCACGAACACGUAUAUUAAUAGAUUAUUUUAAUUCCGUCUCUAUAUAUAUAUAUAUAUAUAUAAAAUUAUACAUGUAACGACGAAGAAAAGUCCAUCCUGGACGCAUCGAGCAGUCGGCAGUCUGCUUUUCACACGUCAUGCAAAACUUAUCUCUUCUCGCUAUUUUCGCACGACAUGUGUAAGGUAUCUCGUCUGUUGAUUCGUCCGAGGUAGGUUUCCUUAUCGAGCGUGUGUGCGUAUGUAUGAUGUAUGUAUGUGCGUGCGUGCGUGUACGUGUGCGUGUGUCUCUCUCUGUUGAGACAGUACCACUUUCGAAUGGUGUAAAAAUGACUUAGGUUUGUAACGUGUGUGCUGCGACGAAUUUUUCGCUCGAUGUAAGAACAGCGCAUGUACAUUAUAUUUAUAUACUGACAGUUUCAUUCUAAGUAAUGAGGAUUAAGAUUGUCUCAAUAUGUCGCAAUAAGACUUUUAAAGUACAA
This is a messenger RNA of Dinoponera quadriceps, 2007 nucleotides long. It is a transcript of the gene sqd, whose product is annotated as RNA-binding protein squid-like. Gene Ontology annotation, cellular component: nucleoplasm. Gene Ontology annotation, molecular function: RNA binding. Gene Ontology annotation, biological process: regulation of gene expression. The record is from RefSeq and is a predicted model, not a curated record. Bases 143 to 1198 code for a protein of 351 amino acids. NCBI's taxonomy places the organism in Eukaryota, Metazoa, Arthropoda, Insecta, Hymenoptera, Formicidae. The transcript has 10 exons.